GAGGCGGAGUGGCGCAUGCGCUCUGCGGGAGCCGAGUCGCGCACGCGCAGUCGGGGGCGGCGGCGGGCCUGCUGCGGUGAGGCGCUGAGGCGUUUGCUUUCCCUUCAGGGAAGAAGGAGGGACGCCAUGAGCCAGGCCAACGAGGAGUUCCACCGGCAGCUGCGGCUGCAGGAGCUGUACGCGAAGAAGAAGAAGAAGGAGGAGGAGGAGCCGGAGGAGGAGGAGGACGACGAUGACAGCGAAGACCCCUUCACGUACACGGACCCCGCCGACGGCACCGAGUACGAGUGGGACCGCCAGAAGAGGGCCUGGUUCCCCAAGGUCACCGAAGACUUCCUGGCAAACUACCAUGCCAACUAUGGCUUCCCCAGUGAAAAGUCGGAGGAGUCGUGUGCCUCGGCCGCAAAGGCCGGCUCCAAACCGACUCACGGUCCAAAGGCAGCAGCGGGUAUCCGGCAGCCGAUGGAGCCCAAAGCCUCGCAGCUGACGGAUCAGAAACAAAAAGGAGAGAAGAGAAAACCGGAUGCAGGCUGGUUUCACGUGGAAGAACAGAAGAACACUAACGUAUACGUAACAGGUUUGCCGCCAGACAUUACAAAAGAUGAGUUUGUAGAGGUCAUGUCCAAAUGCGGCAUCAUUAUGCGCGAUCUACAAACAGAGGAGCCUAAGAUCAAACUGUACAAAGACAGAGAAGGGAACCUUAAAGGAGACGGACUCUGUUGUUAUUUAAAGAGAGAAUCUGUUGAACUUGCAUUAAAGUUAUUGGAUGAAAAUGAAAUCAGAGGCUACAAGCUUCAUGUGGAAGUUGCCCAGUUCCAGCUGAAAGGGGAGUACGAUGCCAGCAAGAAGAGGAAGAAGUGCAAAGACUACAAGAAGAAAUUGUCUCAGCAGCAAAAGCUCCUAGAUUGGAGGCCCGAGAAGAAAGAGGGGAGCGUCCGGAUGCGGCAUGAGCGGGUUAUCAUCAUCCGGAACAUGUUCCACCCCAAGGAUUUUGAGGAGGAUCCCUUAGUCCUAAACGAGAUCCGAGAAGACCUUCGGUCAGAAUGUGAGAAAUUUGGACAAGUGAAGAAAGUCAUUAUAUUCGAUAGACAUCCAGACGGAGUGGCUUCGGUGUCUUUCAAAGAGGCCGAGGAAGCCGAUGUCUGCAAACAGGCCCUUGACGGGCGGUGGUUUGGUGGGCGCCAGCUCAGUGUGGAAACGUGGGAUGGCGUCACCGAUUACCAGGUUGAAGAGACCGCAAGAGAACGGGAAGAGAGGCUGAAAGGUUGGGAAGCGUUUAUCGGCAAUCCUGGUACAGAAACACCCAAAACUGCGUCUGAGGCGGAUUCUUCAGAAACCGGGAAGCAACUUCCGGAAGGAGUCCAGCCAUCGAAAGAUAAUGGCGCCUCCGAAGGUGAGGCGAAAGACAAACCAGUGGAGAAAGAUGACGCCAAUGAAGACGUCACGGCAUCCACAGACAGCAGCGCCGCUGGCAGUGAGGAAGAGGAGGAGGAAGCAGAGACUUAACGUUGCAAACUCCUUCACAAAAGCAUGUCUUUAGGGUAACCUUUAGGAAUUCUGUUAUCCUGUGCUUUGGAGCAGCUACAGGCAGCAUCAAAACGUAUAUAUAUAUAUAUAUAUAUAGAUAUAUAUAUACGCCCACUUUUGUCGUCGGUGUGGUUUUGAUAUAAUACGCUCAAAGCCGUAUUUAACGACAAUCUUUUCUAUAUAUAUAUAUAUAUAUAUAUAUAUAUAUAUAUAUAUUCAGAUGGGCUGCUAUUUCAAGCUCUGUGUGUAUGUAUCCUAAGUUGCCAAGAGCCCUGCUGAACCGGUCAGCCGUCGUAAAUCGUCACUGUUCAGAAUCCAUCAGUGUAAGUGAAGUACAAACCUGCAGUUCCAUCGACUGCUCACUGACCUUUAGGAAGAGAGAGAAAUGCUUUUUUUGGCUCAUUUGUUUUAAUUCCGCUCCUGUCCCAACCUGCUUGUAGGACAGAAAUCCGUUAUUCCCAGACCGUACAUGGAUCGGCGGGUAUUCCUGAUAAUAAGUCAUUUUAAACAAGAGGAUGCCGAAAAUACAACGCUGAGUAUCAUACAUAUCCAGGGGAGAAUUCUUCCUCUGGGUCUCCUAAGUCUCCCCUCACAAUUAUGUUUUCCUGCACCAAGUCUCCCAUAGAAAGUAUUCCAAGUAGGAGCUGGCUAUGUUCCUGUAUCCAGACACAAACCAAAGUAUCUGCCUGUAUCCAACAGUGAUCUGGAGGAGUCUGCAGAUGAUGCUAUCAAUCCAUGCUUAGCUAUGUUCCUGUAUCCAGAUACAAACCAAAGUAUCUGCCCGUAUCCAACAGUGUGAUCUGGAGGAGUCUGCAGAUGAUGCUAUCAAUCCAUGCCUAGCUAUGUUCCUGUAUCCAGAUACAAACCAAAGUAUCUGCCCGUAUCUAACAGUGUGAUCUGGAGGAGUCUGCAGAUGAUGCUAUCAAUCCAUGCCUAGCUAUGUUCCUGUAUCCAGAUACAAACCAAAGUAUCUGCCCGUAUCCAACAGUGUGAUCUGGAGAAGUCCGCAGGUGAUGUCAUCAAUCCAUGCCUGGCUAUGUUCCCGUAUCCAGAUACAAACCAAAGUAUCUGCCCGUAUCCAACUGUGUGAUCUGGAGGAGUCUGCAGAUGAUGCUAUCAAUCCAUGCAUGGCUAUGUUCCUGUAUUCAGAUACAAACCAAAGUUGGCCUACAUCCAUUGGUGUGAUCUAGAGGAAUCAGCACAUGAUGUCAUCAAUCCAUGCUUGGCUAUGUUCCUGUAUCCAGAUGCAAAUCAAAGUGUCCAUAUCCAGUGAUGUGAUUUAGAGGACUACGCAGAUAAUGUCAUCCAUCUGUGCCUGGCUAUGUUCCUGUAUCCAGACACAAAGCUAUGUGACUGCCUGUAUCUAGUGAUGUGAUUUAGAGGAGUCUGGAGGUGAUGUCAUCAUUCCCCGCCUGGCUGUGAAGACAUAGCCAAACUCCACCAACCUUGGGAUAGAGGAGGCCAUUGGUGCCCCACAGUAAUGAAUUCAGCCUGGAUCGUGUAGAGAGAAUGGAAGAUAAUACCAACUUAUGCAGUGACAAUAAAGGACAUGAACCCACAAGGUGAAGUAAUGCCAGUGUUUGACACCGAGACAUAGCCAGUCUGAAUGUGUUUGUCCAGUGAAUAGGGAAAUACAACGAUGCCACACUGCAAUUAAGCAAAAUCAGUGCCGUGUUCUGUAUUGGAAAAGUUCCAUGUCUUUCCCCUCCCAACAUCCAUUUAUGAUGAUGAUAAGAGGCUUGGUAGGGAAUGGAAAAAAUGUAAAUAAAAUUAACCAAGCUUUGUUUUUAAAUUUGUUUCGAUAAAUUUAUUUGGGAAAACAUGCAGAGAGCUUGUGUGGUGGAAGUGUGAACCCCUUCUCUAUUUUUCGCCCCGCUGAUAUUUCUUGUGUUCACAUGUAAUUAGGUUUCAGGCGUUUGUUAGGAAUGAAUUCUGUGUGGGAUACGUUCUUUUAUACUUGGAUUGACUACAAGAGAGACUAUGAAUAAAAAAAAUGUUUUGAGAUCCAA
This is a messenger RNA of Anolis carolinensis (green anole), 3536 nucleotides long. It is a transcript of the gene htatsf1, whose product is annotated as HIV-1 Tat specific factor 1. NCBI's taxonomy places the organism in Eukaryota, Metazoa, Chordata, Lepidosauria, Squamata, Anolidae. The transcript is spliced from 9 exons. Gene Ontology annotation, cellular component: U2-type spliceosomal complex; U2 snRNP. Gene Ontology annotation, biological process: mRNA splicing, via spliceosome. The record is from RefSeq and is a predicted model, not a curated record. Bases 16 to 1506 code for a protein of 496 amino acids. Gene Ontology annotation, molecular function: RNA binding.